UUAACAUCAUCGAUUUCUACGAGUAUCUGCGUGCUUCACUCCACUUCUUUCAAUGAUAAAUAUCAAUUCUGCAUCUGAUACUUGAUCAACUGCGUAUCGAUGACCUCUCGCCUCAGACUUGCUGCCAUCACCAAACAGAUCUCUUCCGCAUCCAAGUCAUUUUUCGGUUCACCAGCACAGUCAAGAACUCUGGCCAGCAUGUCCCAGACACCUUCUGCAGCAUGUUGCAACACCCCAGUGGUGGUUAGCAAAGGCUAUCAACAACAAGGACAAUUCAUCACAGUCGAUGGCUUGAAGACUUACACAACCGGACCGUCGUCUGCCAGUCAAGGCAUCUUGGUCGUCUACGACAUCUUCGGCUUCUUCCCGCAAACUCUCCAGGGCGCCGACAUUCUCGCGCACGCCGACCAGGAGCACCAGUAUCGCAUCUUCAUGCCGGACUUCUUCGAGGGCAAGCCCGCCGACAUCUCCUGGUACCCACCGGACACGGACGAGAAGGGCCAGAAAUUGGGCGAGUUCUUCAAGACCACCGCCGCGCCACCCAAGACGGUCGAAAAGGUCAAGAGCGUCAUGAACGAGCUCAAGUCCAGCAACCCAGGCAUCAAGGAAUGGGGUGUCGUCGGGUAUUGCUGGGGCGGGAAGAUUGUCAACUUGGUCUCACAGUCCGGCACUCCGUUCAAGGCCGCUGCAGCAUGCCACCCAGCUAUGGUCGACCCCAACGACGCGCCAAAGGUCACGAUCCCAAUGUGUAUGAUCCCAUCAAAGGGAGAGGACAAGUCUGCCGUCGACCAAUACGAAUCGAAAUUGACGGUGCCCAAGCACAUUGAGUGGUACAACGAUCAAGAGCAUGGAUUUAUGGCAGCGCGAGGCGAUCUGGAGGACGAGAAGGUCAAGGCCGCCUACGAGAAAGCUUAUCAGACUUUGCUCAACUUCUUCCACAAGCACAUGUAGGCGAUGCGAAAGGAUAAGGGGUAUCAAAAAAUUGUUCAAGUAGGUCACUCGGCUCGAACGAAUACAGCUAGCUAGCUCGUCGGCAGAGAAUUCCUGAUAGCCGUAAUGAAAGUUGAAGAUAAAUAUGAAUAUAUGCAAG
This is a messenger RNA of Exophiala xenobiotica, 1090 nucleotides long. RefSeq lists its product as uncharacterized. Lineage: Eukaryota; Fungi; Ascomycota; Eurotiomycetes; Chaetothyriales; Herpotrichiellaceae. The transcript has 5 exons. Bases 100 to 951 code for a protein of 283 amino acids. Gene Ontology annotation, molecular function: hydrolase activity. The record is from RefSeq and is a predicted model, not a curated record.